This is a messenger RNA of Prorocentrum cordatum, 851 nucleotides long. Lineage: Eukaryota; Dinophyceae; Prorocentrales; Prorocentraceae. The record is from the annotation of a GenBank genome assembly.
AGGCGGGGCUCCCCGAAAGGGCCGCGCCCCGGCGCCCGCGAGGGACGCCCGCGCGGGGCCAUAGCGCGCGCGGGCCUCCGCGCGGCAUGGCCCCCGAGCCGGGCGAGGCCCCGCCGGGCUGGCGGCCCGCGUCGCCCGCGGCUCCGAUGGCCACGAUGCCGCCGAUGCUCGGCAGCAGCGACUUCAUCCCGCCGGCCUUGACCAUGUCAGCGGCAGCGGCCGCCGCCGCCGCGGCCAUCAAGACGGGCGUCCGGCGCGCGGACGCCGAGUUCGAGAGGGGCCCCCCCGGGGAGACCGAGCAGGGGUUCCUGCUGCGGCCCCGGCGCACGGGCGGGCACUGCACGCCCCUGCCGGGGCAGGAGUUCAAGGCCAUGUCCACGGCGGCGUCGCCCAACGUCACCGGGCGCUUGCCGCCGCGGGACGUCGCCGCGAGCAUGCCGGGCACCCCGCUGGACGCCAGCUGGCAGCGGAUGCCCGUCGGGGGCCUCCACGGCUUGGGGCCUCUCGGCGAAGGCCUCCGCCGCCCCGAGCGGUCGCCCAGCCCGCCGGCUAGCGCGCGCGGCGCCCCGGGCGGCACGCCGCGGACGCCGAGCGCCGCCUCGGGGGCCGCCGGCACGGGCGGCACCAUCGGCCGCUCGCUGGACGACCUCUCGCAGGCGCCGGCCGAGGCGCGGGAGUCGGCCUGGAGGCGGCGCGAGGAGGAGCUGAAGGCGCAGAUCCAGCACCUGGAGAGGGAGAAGAAGGAGGUGGAGCGGAGGCUGGACGACGACGGGCGGCAGUUCCUGGAGGCGCUCAUCAGCCUCGAGAACGAGGUGACUCGCCUGACCAAGCAGAGCAAGCGCUUGGAGAGA